AUGGCGACAGGUAACUCUGGUAAAAUCACCGACUGGGUAAACCCCGCCGACAAGUCGGGUGAAUUUAAGCGACAAACAUCCGCCUUCCGCAGCUUCAUCUCUCGUGAGCCUGGUGCUCAAUUCCCUCCUGAAAAAGGCCGGUACCACCUCUACGUCUCCUAUGCUUGUCCCUGGGCUCAUCGGACACUGAUUACUCGAAAGCUUAAGGGCCUAGAGGACAUCAUUUCUUUUUCAUCUGUGCAUUGGCAUCUAGCAGAAAAGGGAUGGCGAUUCGUCACUCCUGACGAGCAGCUGCCGGGCGAGAACACCAUCCCCGACCCACUGCACCCAGACUUCACCCAUCUCCGUGAGAUCUAUUUCUCUAAUGACCCCGAGUACACGGGUCGAUUUACUGUCCCGGUGCUCUUUGACAAGAAAACAAUGCAAAUUGUCAGCAACGAGAGCGCAGAAAUCAUCCGCAUGCUCUAUUAUGAGUUCGACGACCUCAUUUCGGAGGAAUACAAGAAGAUCGACCUCUUCCCCGAAGCUCUCCGCGCGGAGAUCGACGCCGCUAACGAAUGGAUCUACAACGACGUGAACAACGGCGUCUACAAAUCUGGCUUUGCCACCACGCAAGAAGCCUACGAUAAAGCGGUUACAACACUCUUCUCCUCUCUUGACAAGAUCGAAGCCCAUCUCGCUAAGCAACAAACCGUCUCACCCUACUACUUCGGCACCACCGUGACCGAGGCCGACAUCCGUCUGUUCACGACGAUAAUCCGCUUCGACCCGGUCUAUGUCCAACACUUCAAGUGUAACAUCCGCGACAUUCGCUCUGGGUUCCCGGCUAUUCAUCGCUGGGUGCGUGGGCUGUACUGGGAUCUGCCUGCAUUCCGAGAUACCACGGACUUCGAGCAUAUCAAGAAGCACUAUACCAAGAGCCAUAAGCAGAUCAAUCCGUUUUCUAUCACGCCUGUCGGGCCGCUUCCGGACGUUCUGCCCAAGGAUGAAGAGGUGCGAGCUGUGUAA
This is a messenger RNA of Penicillium macrosclerotiorum, 1008 nucleotides long. Its product is annotated as glutathione S-transferase family protein. Gene Ontology annotation, molecular function: glutathione transferase activity. The transcript is spliced from 5 exons. Bases 1 to 1008 code for a protein of 335 amino acids. The record is from RefSeq and is a predicted model, not a curated record. Gene Ontology annotation, cellular component: cytoplasm. NCBI's taxonomy places the organism in Eukaryota, Fungi, Ascomycota, Eurotiomycetes, Eurotiales, Aspergillaceae.